Exserohilum turcica Et28A is the source of this 1503-nucleotide messenger RNA. RefSeq lists its product as uncharacterized. NCBI's taxonomy places the organism in Eukaryota, Fungi, Ascomycota, Dothideomycetes, Pleosporales, Pleosporaceae. The coding region runs from base 1 to 1503 and encodes 500 amino acids. The transcript has 2 exons. The record is from RefSeq and is a predicted model, not a curated record.
AUGGAGAUUGUGGCCCAGGCGUGUCCGGGGAUAUUCAUCACCGACUCGCUCAUCGAUCAGGGCGUUUCAUUCUUCAUGUCCCGCUAUGCCACCGGGGUAGACCAGCCAUCUAUACAGUCGAAAGAAUAUCAAGACCAUCUAUCGACGAAUGGCUUCCACCCACUCGUGGCCACGACCAUGACAGCUCUCGGUAUCGCUGGGGUUGCCAACAUCCGCAUGGAUUCCCGCCUCAAGCGUGAGGCCACCCGUUGGUAUUUGGAUGCCAUCAAGAUGGCCAACGAGGCCAUAUCGUCUCCCAAAGAUGUCAAGGCCGACAGCACUCUCAUUGCUGUUAAUCUCCUGGGCCUGUACGAGGCCACUUCCAAUGACGCGACCUUGAUGGGAUGGAGCAAUCACGUCGCAGGUGCCUCUUCAUUGAUCAGAAUACGAGGCAUGGACCAGUUUUCGACUCCAGCAGGGCAGCGCACCUAUCUGCACACGGUUGGCCUCCUCACCAUGAACUGCAUGGGAUUCGGGCUCCCCAUACCCAAAUUCGUGCACGAUCUCAACACGGAGAUUAUCAAGCAUUUGGAUACCCACGAUCCAAGAAACCGCUUCUUUUUCCUCCACAUCAAGACUAUUGAUCUUCGCGCACGCAUCCUCAACCAGGAAAUGACUUUGUUGCAGGACAUGAUCGAGGCAGCGCUCGAGCUCGAUGACAUCGCAAUCAACAUCUUCAAGGACCAAACACGCGAUUGGGACUACGACGUUGUGCUCUGUGAAAAACGACCGGGCAUCUUCGAGCACUUUUACCACGUCUAUCACACGGCCAUAGCAGCCCAGACAUGGAAUUGGGUGCGGUACAAUCGGAUCUAUUUCCACGACAUUAUUCGAAAUAGCAUCUUGAUGGGCUUCGCGGCCACGCCGCCACUGCUGGUCGGUGCAAGGUACCAUGAGCAGCUCGAAGCGAGCGUCCGAACGCUGUACCAAUUGCAGUCGGACAUCCUGGCUAGUAUGCCGCAAUUCCUACACGAUGUCUCGGGCCGUGAAUCAAACAGGGUAUCAGAGGACACGGGCGACAGCCAGAUAGCGACUCCUCCGCCAGAUUCCCCCCCUGCAUCGUCGACAUCAACAUCGCCACGCUCACCACCAGAACCCAAGUUCGUGCCAAAGUCGCUGGACCAGAACUUCAGGGGCACAUCAUUCGGCGGGGGUCACUCCCUUAAAGGCAGCGGUUCCGUAAAAGAUCGCGUUCCCAUCUUACGUGUAGGAGGCGGCUAUUCAACUGUGUGGGCCCUCUAUGUGGCUGGCGCUAUGCCUAUGGCUUCUCACGAGAGCCAGGACUUUGUGCUACGAUGCCUAAAACGUAUCCAACAAGAAUUCGGUAUUGCCCAGGCCAAAGUCCUAGGCAGAUCCCUACAGCGCAUGCAGAUUCUAGCCAGCAGCGGUGAACUUCCUUUUCGAAUCUGUCCGCAGUAUCUGCCGGAUGGGCCGGAAGAGCCAGUCGAGAAUUCUUGCGGUUGA